GCCUCAGCUUUCCCCCCAUGGUGACUUCCGUCUGAUACCGCCGGUACCAUCGUUAGCUGGGACCUGGCGAAGCCGGAAACUUCGUGCAGUGACGGUAUCGCUUCGAUAUGAGGAGGUGCAGCUAGCCGAAGGAUAGUCAGCCGCAGCAGAGCGCUACAGUGCUUCGAUAGGAUAGAGUUUAGUGCACUAGCCGCGCUACCAGACCAGCCGCCCAUCUCGGUGUCCGGGCAACAUCACUAGCGCUGGCCCCAGGAUGCGACUGCCUGGUGCUGGCUCGGCCAGCAGGAAGUUUCUGCUGGGCAGCAUACUUUGCCUUUUAUGGAUAAAAUUACCCGACCAGCCCGUCAGCGCCUCGGUGGAAACGGAAAUCAUGGAAAAGUGGGCCGACAACUUUGGGGAAGAGCUGUGGGAGCUGGCACAAACGAUGACAAAGGCGAUGGAAAUUACGGCGAAAUACAAAGCUUACAAUGCUCGGGUCGAGCACAAGGAUGGUACGGCGCUGAUCAAGUCCAUCGUCGAGAACGUGGGUUUGAUGUUUAUCCGCAAAAUGGACGCGAUCAAAUGCAUCAUCAACCAAGCGGAGUACAUGUCGGAACGGUUUAGCUACAAUGAAACGAUGGCCGAAACCUUCGAGUAUUACUCCAGCAAGUACUCGAAUAUCGAUGGCCGACCGGAACCAGAAAUACCGGAGACGCUACAGGAGAACCAGUGGAUGUACCGCAACAUGUCACUCAACUCGGACACGCACUUCUUCAACAUCUCCGUCAACACGGACUACAGCUCGGUGCACGUGCCGCAGAACGUGUACGAUCGCUACCCGUGGGUGCUGGAGGCCCUCCAGUGGUCCGAGUCGCUGGACGAGGUGUUCAUGCAGAACUACCAGUCUGAUCCGGCCCUAUCGUGGCAGUACUUUGGCUCGUACACGGGCAUGUUGCGCCACUACCCGGCCCUCGAGUGGAACCGCGAGCACGUGGAUACGUUCGACUGUCGGAAGCGCUCGUGGUACAUCGAAACGGCCACCUGCUCGAAGGACAUCGUGAUACUGCUCGAUAAUUCCGGCUCGAUGACGGGCUACCGAAACUACAUCGCGCAGCUAACCGUGAAGAGCAUACUGGACACUUUUUCGAAUAACGAUUUUAUAAACAUUUACAAAUACUCGAACGAUGUGGAUCCCCUAAUUCCGUGCUUUCAGGACAUGUUGGUUCAAGCCACACCGGAGAACAUGCGCUUCUUCAACGAGUACGUCCGAGAGCUGCUACCGGAGGGGUAUGCCAAUGUGAAGAAGGCUUUCAUUGCGGCGUUCGAACUGCUGCAGAAGUACCGUGAAAUUCGUCGCUGCAACGAAUCGGUAAGUGGCUGCAACCAGGCCAUCAUGCUCAUCACCGACGGAGUGCCAAGUAACAUCACGGAGGUAUUUGAGGCGUACAAUUGGUACGAGAACGGUACCAAGAUACCGGUGCGUGUCUUCACCUAUCUGCUUGGCCGCGAAGUGACCAAGGUGCGCGAGAUCCAGUGGAUGGCCUGCCUGAACCGGGGCUACUACUCGCACAUUCAAUCGCUGGACGAGGUACAAGAGGAGGUGCUGAAGUAUGUAAGCGUGAUAGCGACCCCGCUGGUGCUGCAGGGUGUCGAGCAUCCACCGACCUGGACACACGCCUUCACCGACACCGCCGAAAAUCUUCUAACGGAGGCCCAUGAAGAUGAGCCUCCGCGGCUCAUGAUAGCCGUCGGUGCGCCAGCAUACGAUCGAAAGGCCAACCACUACAAUGAAACACGAACGGCCCGUUUGCUCGGUGUGGCCGGCACAGACAUUCCCGUCGAGGAUCUGGACGAGCUGACGUUACCGUACAAGCUGGGCGUCAACGGGUACUCGUUCAUUGUCAGCAACAACGGGUACGUCCUGAUGCAUCCGGAUCUGCGUCCCGUUUACAACGGCCGGUUGAAGGAGAACUACAACAGUAUCGACCUGACCGAGAUCGAGCAGAUAUACGAUGAAAACAUUACGCGCCAGGUCGAAGAUAUGACGGGGCGUGAGAUGAGUCCGCUGAUACUGGAACUGCGGCAGCAUCUGGUCGACUCGAAGUUUGGCAACAUGACCAAGCUGCCGGUGCGCUUCCACUACGACAAAAUGCGACGGGUUUCGCUAGAAUACCAGGACUACUACUACGCCCCGCUGGAAAAUACUCCGUUCUCGCUGGGCCUGGUACUGCCGCACGAUUACGGCAGUACCUGGAUAAAGGUGGGCGACGAGAUCAAGCGCAACCAGCACAUGGGUAUCAACAUUUCCGACUUCUUCGUCGGCGACAACUGGAAGGUUCAUCCGGAGUGGGUCUACUGUAAGUACCACUACCUCGAAGGACACGAGUUUAAGACGCCCGAGGACGAACUGAGCCACUUUCUGGUGCGACUGUACGAGCCAACGUGGAAGUUUUCGCAACAAUACGAACCGGAACCGGAGGAUUUUGAUCAGGAUUCCGAUGAACCCAACUGUGGCCGCAAAACGCUCGAUGACGAUGCGUACUACUGCAACAAGGAACUGGUGCAGCUACUGAUCUUCGACGCCAAAGUAACCAACAACAGUUACAGCAAGUGGGAGUUUGAGGACGACCAUAAGCGCAAGAUCAUCGAGAUGUACAAUGCAACGCUUCGGUUUGUGGCCACCAUGAGCGGGCUCACCCGGUGGCAGUUUAUCUUCGGUGAGGUCGAGGUGGACACGGACAGCGAGUUUGGCGAUUACCACCAGAAGGCGAUCGACGAAACGUGGUACAGGAGUGCCAUCCUGCAGCAUAAGAUCGACCCAAAGAGCUUUGUGUACUCGGUGCCGCACGAAUCGGACCCACCUGAAGACGGCGAGCUGAAGGUGACGGCCAGCAUGGCAAUCUUCCCGCGCGACGGUGGUCUGGAGGCGCCCGGCUGUGUGACGGGCUUUCAGUUUUCACACUCGCUCAUGUACGAUCGGUUCAUGGAGAUCACUUCAAAAACGACGUGCGACGGCUGCAUUGAGACGUGUGCCUCCGAUUCCCGGGAUUGCUACGUGAUCGACAAUAACGGAUACGUGGUGUUGUCGAAAACCGCGAACCACACGGGCAUGUUUUUUGGCGAGAUCGAAGGCUCUAUUAUGCAGUCGAUGGUGGACAAGGAGAUCUUCAUCAUGAUCUCCGUGUUCGAUCUGCAAGGACUGUGCGAGCACGAGAAAGUUGUCGAAAACGAUGCCAUGGCGUUGAUGCACCCGGUAAAGCUGGUGAUGCUAGGACUGAAGUGGCUGAUUGCGGAAGUAGCUAUCAUGUUGUCCCGGGCUGACUUUUGGGUGCACGGCAUACCUAGUCACGAUUACGGUGGACACGAGUACGAGGAUUACGACGAGGCACGCCCUGCCAAGCCGAAGAAAAUACACGUCGAUGAAGAGGAGGAAUACUUCAACCGACCGAAAGAGAUCAAAACCGAUAUCGUAUACGAGCCGUGUGAUAAGAAGGCCAAUCUGUACGUGAUGCAGCAGGACAAGUUUAUCAAGGGUGAAGGAUUUUUCUACGAACCUCCUCCGCCAUCGCUGGAUAGUCUUCUGUACCCACCGUACUUUGCCAAGCGGAUUCCCCGGUCCAAUCUGCUGAUGAUCAUCGUGGAGAACGAGUAUCAGGCAGAGAAAGUGAUCCUCUCCGCGGCACCGGAGGUGAUCUACCACAACGAUACCGACGGUUUGCCGUGCGUGAAGACUAAACUCAACUUUCUUCCCCGCCGACGUUUGGAAGAGUGCUACACGGAGCACCCAGACGAGGAACGGGUGGCCCAGUGUGGCAGAGGAUCCCGCCUAGCUAUUCAACUGACUGUAGUGAUAUCGACUCUUGUGUCACUGUUGUUAUCUCGAUGUGCCCAAACUCUAGUCCAAUUUUAAGUAGUUCAACCCGUAGAAGUCUGAAGAAGGUUUUUGUACUAAUGCCGUGAACGGACACUGUGACGCACACGAACUGUGUUUGUUGGAGAGCAUGCACCUCGCGUGAAGUUUGUGAUUUUUUUAGCACUUCAACCUAACGAAACCACCCCAACGUUGGUUUCGUUCUGGUUCUGAUGAGGCAGUCCUGGAACCGUAGCUGAUGCUGGAAUGUUACCCAAACAAACCCGACGAAAACCCUCGCUCUUGCCCAGGGAGCCU
This is a messenger RNA of Anopheles cruzii, 4147 nucleotides long. RefSeq names its product voltage-dependent calcium channel subunit alpha-2/delta-3 (gene Ca-Ma2d). The record is from RefSeq and is a predicted model, not a curated record. Gene Ontology annotation, molecular function: voltage-gated calcium channel activity. NCBI's taxonomy places the organism in Eukaryota, Metazoa, Arthropoda, Insecta, Diptera, Culicidae. The transcript has 14 exons. The coding region runs from base 254 to 3889 and encodes 1211 amino acids. Gene Ontology annotation, cellular component: voltage-gated calcium channel complex.